Miniopterus natalensis is the source of this 582-nucleotide messenger RNA. It is a transcript of the gene SPATA3, whose product is annotated as spermatogenesis associated 3. The record is from RefSeq and is a predicted model, not a curated record. NCBI's taxonomy places the organism in Eukaryota, Metazoa, Chordata, Mammalia, Chiroptera, Miniopteridae.
AUGAAGAAAGGCAAAAAGAAGAAGCCAGAGUCCAAACACCGGGGCUCCACCUCACGGCACUGUAGCUCUGAGUCCACCCCCCAACAGCAGCAGAGCUCUGAGUCCACCCCACAGCAGCCCAGCUCGGGGUCCGUCCCACAGCAGCCCAGCUUGAAGUCCACCCCACAACAGCCCAGCUCGGGGUCCAUCGCACGGAGGCCUGUGCCCCCGGCCCUCCCAGCUCCCCAAGUCAGCCAGUCGGCUCAGGGCCUGCUGGCUCAGAACACCGGCACAAAAGCAUCCCCUGGAUCCAAGAAAGCAGGGCCUCCGACUCGGGCGGGCCCGCGCCCCUUCUGUUCCUGUACCACUUGCCCCGGCAGCUCUACCUGCUGGCGUCGCCUGGGCUUGUGCCACAGCCGCAUCUUCGACGUCCUCCUGCCUCGGGUCUGGCUGACCGUGUCAGGGAGAGGAUUCCCAAACCUCCUCACCUUCUACAGACGAUCUACCAGGAAACACUCCAGUCAUCGUAAUUCCCAUGCUCCAAGCUCUCGGGACUGUGGCUGCAGCUCUGGGAGCCCUGGCAGCUGCCUACUUCGUCAUUGA